Molecule: messenger RNA, 1157 nt
Organism: Zootoca vivipara (common lizard)
Lineage: Eukaryota; Metazoa; Chordata; Lepidosauria; Squamata; Lacertidae
Gene: PRDX1
Product: peroxiredoxin 1
Biological process (GO): cellular response to stress; hydrogen peroxide catabolic process; cell redox homeostasis
Cellular component (GO): cytosol
Molecular function (GO): thioredoxin peroxidase activity
Source: RefSeq, a predicted model, not a curated record
ACUGCCUGCAGGGCUGGAUCUUUUUUUGUUUCGAGCCGGGAGCGGCAAGCAAGAAGAUAUUUGAGGAAGCAGUUAAUUUCGCAUUAGCUCCAGUCAGAAUGUCAGCAGGAGAGGCUCACAUUGGGAAGCCAGCCCCAGACUUUCUGGCCACGGCUGUAAUGCCAGAUGGGCAAUUCAAAGAAAUCACACUCUCUCAGUACAAAGGGAAAUACGUUGUGUUCUUCUUCUAUCCACUUGACUUUACCUUUGUCUGCCCAACUGAGAUCAUUGCAUUCAGUGACAGGUCUGAGGAGUUUAGAAAAAUAAACUGCGAAGUGAUUGGUGCUUCCGUUGACUCUCACUUUUGCCAUCUUGCCUGGAUCAACACACCCAAAAAACAGGGUGGACUAGGCUGCAUGCGCAUUCCCUUGGUGUCUGACACAAACCGUGCAAUUUCUAAAAAGUAUGGAGUACUAAAAGAAGAUGAAGGCAUUUCCUACAGGGGCCUCUUUAUCAUUGAUGAUAAGGGAAUCUUGCGCCAGAUCACAAUAAAUGAUCUCCCUGUUGGUCGCUCAGUUGAUGAAACACUCCGGCUAGUUCAGGCUUUUCAGUUUACAGACAAACAUGGAGAAGUGUGUCCUGCUGGCUGGCAUCCUGGGAAAGACACUAUCAAACCUGAUGUUCAGAAGAGUAAAGAGUACUUCUCCAAGCAGAAAUAAAUGCGCUGUUUGAUUGUUUUUUUUGUACAAGGCAUCUAUUCUGUAACCUAUAUAAGUAAAAGCAGACCUGUACUUGUCAUUCCCUUUAUUUUUAAUAGUAAAAUUAUUGUGAGCUAACUGGUUUAUAGUUCAGAUGCCAUUUAUCAAUCCAAUUUACGUUGCUAGGACAGCUUUGGAGUAAAUGGAUUAUGUAUUGAAACAUUGGUCAGUACUUAAUAGCUAUUGUUAAUAGUAUACUGUAUGUUACUAUUCAUGAAGAGCCGGACACGACUAAACGACUAAACAACAACAACAACAUACUGUAUGUUCUUUUGAUCAGAACCAGGAAAGGGAAAUUGCUCCUUGUGCUAAUGUGGAUAAAAAGGACCAGUACCAUGUAUAUGAUUGGCCUAGGGAUGCAUGUAGAACAGUCGGUUUUUCUGAUGUUUUGUACUGUCAUUAAACUCGGGGAAAAUCAGA